Molecule: messenger RNA, 1753 nt
Organism: Episyrphus balteatus (marmalade hoverfly)
Lineage: Eukaryota; Metazoa; Arthropoda; Insecta; Diptera; Syrphidae
Exons: 6
Coding region: 740-1630 (296 amino acids)
Source: RefSeq, a predicted model, not a curated record
UACUCUUUGGUCUGUGCCGAGAUGUUUUUUACAUCCAACUACAAUUUAGUCAUUGGUUAAAGCUUGCGCGGCAAAGGAGUGUCCCAAAAUCAACUAGGGCAUAACAAAAAAUAUCCUUGUUACAAAAAAUAUUUUCAUAUUCCAACGAAUGUCAGUUUUUUUUUUCUUUCAAAUUUUCAAUACAAAAAAAAAAUCAAAAGUGAAUUUUUAUCAAAAAAAAAAAUCUCAAAAAAUCAGGAUAAAGUUGUUUGAUUUUUUUUGUUUUAUUUUUAAAUUUAUAAAUCCUUACAAAGAACUUGCAAGAUAUUAAAUUCUAAUUUGCUCAUGUUUUCGUAUCGCUUACAUCAUUAAAAGUGAAUACUUGCCAGCCGGUCGUGUUUUGUCUGAAAAAAAAAAAAAAAAAAAAUCGUGAGGACGGUGUGUUACAACAACCACCACCCCUAAUUUGAGGGUUAUCCAUCCACCCCCACCCUCUAGGAAGAGUUAAAGGAUUUACAUUUAGGUUCGAAAAAAAAAAUUCAAAUAUUUUUGGUCAGAGAGGGAAAAAAGUCCCUCCUAAAACAGGAGAAAGAAAUAAAAUUCGAUUUUUUGUUGGUGGCUAUGUGAUAACGUCACUGAAUUUAUGAAUAAAUAAAUUAAUCUUAUGUUUGUCGAUCGGGUUGAAAUGAUAAGGAAUUAAAUUGGAAUUUUCUUAAAACCGAAGUUAGUUUCAAAUAAUAUUGCCACCCUUUAAAAAAAAAUGGAUUACUGGUUAUGGAUGUAUGUUGUUAUUGGAUUUUCUGUGUAUCAACAUGCCGGCAGUCUUAUUGUAACGGAUAUCUUUGUUCCACCUAUUAUUGAUUUUCGUGAUAACGUGACCUUGUCAUGUAGCUAUGAUAUGGGUGGACACACAUUGAACUCAGUUAAAUGGUACAAGGACGAAAAGGAGUUCUUCAGAUACUCCCCAAUGAUGCAUCCAGUUUAUAUGAAAUUCCCAGUCGAUGGCAUUCAAGUAUCAGAUGGCAGUAAUAUUUGCAACGAAACAACAUGCAAAGUUGAUUUAAGUUUGUUAGGUAAAAAAUCAUCAGGUGUUUAUAGAUGCGAAGUAUCUGAGGAUGCACCACAUUUUAAGUUAACAACUAAAGCUGCCAAUAUGACUGUUGCAGCACUGCCACAAAAUAAUCCCCUUAUAAGCAGUUUCCAUUCAAUGUAUCACAUCGAUGAGUUCGUAACCGCAAAUUGUUCAUCGGAUUAUUCAAGUCCACCGGCCACCCUAACUUGGUAUAUAAAUGGUGAACAGGCUCUUUAUGGUGAAUUGCAACCAAGGAUAGAACACACAAUUCCAGCGCAUGACUAUAAUUUACAAAGGCAAAUCCUGCAGACCCAUUUCUACUUGAAUGGACCGCGGUUCUAUAAUCCGACAAGAAUUUUAGAAUUGAAAUGCGUGGCGGAAAUUGAAAAUUUCCCAACGCUAAGACGUGAAUCGACUUUAAAGGCCUUUCUUGUUCAGGAUGAUGAUAACCUAAACAAUCAAAUGCUUCUUAGUUCGGGUUAUCAAAAUAAAUCCGAACAUAUAGUUCCACAUACUAUUCUUCUAAUCUUUGCUAAAAUUCUAACAUUUUUGCUGCAUCAAAAUAAAAUUUUUAGCUAGUAAUACUUUAUUUUUUUUUAAUUGCCUAAGUGAAAAAAAAAACAAAAGAAAAUUAAAUGUUUUGUCCUAUUUGUAUAUUUUGUUUGUAAAUAAAACAAGUGAUAUGUAGAUCAAUGAAUUUAU